AUGAGCAAUAUUUCAGGAGGUCCAGAUUUCGUUAGAAAGUUAUUUAAGAUGUUAGAAGAUUCUUCUUACAGCGAUGUAGUUUCUUGGGGUGCCAAUGGUGACAGUUUUGUUGUAAAGGAAAUCGACGCGUUCACAAAAACAAUUCUUCCCCGUCAUUUCAAGCAUUCAAAUUUUGCUAGUUUUGUCCGACAACUUAACAAAUAUGAUUUUCAUAAGAUCAGAAGUUCCGAUGACUCAGCUGGACUGUAUGGUGAACAG
Scutellospora calospora is the source of this 258-nucleotide messenger RNA. The record is from the annotation of a GenBank genome assembly. Lineage: Eukaryota; Fungi; Glomeromycota; Glomeromycetes; Diversisporales; Gigasporaceae.